UUAACACCUUGCUUAGGGGUUACAUCACUUUAUUGCACUUUUUUCUUCAUUGCUUUGACUUGUCCCACAAAGACAGAAGUGGGAAUCUUUCAAUCUCCUAAGCAUGUCUGGUAUAAUUUAGUCAUUGGAGUGGAGUAUCGCAAUGUAUCUUGCGGCUUUGGGACGGAGCCUGUCUCAACUCUCAGCCACUGAAUGAAGCAUCUUCCAGGGAAAGAAGAGGACCAGGGGCAGCCAGAGGAGUGAAGGGCCACUGGGCCAAAAUCUUGCCUGCUGUGGCAGAGUCUGAGACUCUGGACAAGUCAUCCUCAUGCCACUUGUAAACAACAAAGUGGGCGAUGAUUGCACGGUCGGCACAGACAAGGCUUUGCCUGAUGGAAAAACUCUGGUGGAUUCUUUGAUAAAGGUGGUGGCAUGUUACCGGCACUUGGCGUCAUGCGUCGGUGGGUGCACAGACAGCUUGCAGCUGCGGGAUGAGCUGCGUCAAACACGAGAAAAGGCUCAAAAGUUGGCCGUGGCCAUAUGUCAUCAUCUGACCUCACAUCUACGAAACAAGAGCCUGCCUGAGGAGCAGCGUAAGGAGAUGGAGCUCCUCUGGGUCGCCUUCUCCUCCAGCCUAGAGCUCCUCCAUGUUGACAUGUGCAAAGUUUUCAACGUGGGUGACAUCUUCUCUCUGGCCAACCCUAAUACCAUGGUGCAAACUGGCAUACAAGGAGGAGGCAGUGAGGUAGCAGCCCGUGCACUGAGUCUGCCAGACCUGAAUCAAGUACAGAGCCCAACCCUCCCUGCUGGUCUAGAGAGCCAGGAGCGCAGCACCAUGGAGAAGGAGAUCAGCCAAAUUGAUCACAUGAUCGAUGACAUGGAGAUGAAAGUCAAUGUUUUGCGCUGGAUGGUGGAGCCCCGUGGGCCACAGUAUGCAGACCCGCUCAGCAGCACCGACAGCACCUCCCUGGCUCUGCUGUCUGUUGAUGAGGAGCAGCCUGAACAUCAGCCUGAACACCAGCCUCUAUGCCAGCGCAGUCAAAUCUUUGUGCUCUUAUUGCUCUUUGCUGUUGUUUUGGUGAUAGCCACUUUAUCUGUCUGUGUUGUCUUUUUCUCAUGAGCAAAACCUUAAUACACUCAUCUUCCUGUAAAACCUGAGCAAUGCUCAGGAACACAGUGAAAACUACUGCAAGUACAGUAGUUUUCUCUUUACAUUGUUAUCAUUUUAAAAUAGCUGCUACAUUAUCUACUAGUGCAUGAGAUCAUUUGUCUAAUAAUAUACUGAAAUAAAUCUGGAUGCAAACCAGUUGCCAUAUACUUUAAACUAUCUUUGUUAAACAAAGUGACAAUAAAAAUGCAUGGUUGCCAGUUAGAAUUAAAUAAUUAAAAUAAUUAUUACAGUAUGGACAGGUUUUACUCACUCAGUUGUAAAAAGAUAUAGCUUACAAAGAUAUAGUACAUUCUCCUGACUAGUUUGUGAUACAUGAAGAGAACAAUUUCUGUCAAAUUUUAUACCUUGUUGCCAUCAAGACGACAUAGGUGUCGAUGCUUUGUAGUUGAUAUACUGUAAUAAGAAGAAUAUCACAUGGCUGAAGCUUUUUAUUUUGACAGUGUUACCUUAUUGUGUAUAUUAUAUGUGCUGUAGACGACUGACUAUGUGUAGUUGUGCAUUAUAAAAGUAUCAACUUUGAUAUGACACUG
Messenger RNA from Micropterus salmoides (largemouth bass), 1680 nucleotides. Its product is annotated as regulator of G protein signaling 9 binding protein. The record is from RefSeq and is a predicted model, not a curated record. NCBI's taxonomy places the organism in Eukaryota, Metazoa, Chordata, Actinopteri, Centrarchiformes, Centrarchidae. Gene Ontology annotation, cellular component: neuron projection. Gene Ontology annotation, biological process: G protein-coupled receptor signaling pathway. The coding region runs from base 308 to 1099 and encodes 263 amino acids. The transcript has 3 exons.